CUCCCGACGCCGCCCCUCCUCCCGAUGGCGCUCCUCUCCUCCGACAGCACUCCCUCCUCCCAGCUCGCGAUCCGUUUCCCGACACCGCUCCGCCGUUCCUCUCCUCGCCGAUCCCGUGACUGGCGCCGCCCGCCGCCAGCUGCUGGCCAUCCCCCGCAUUCAAGGCGGCGCCCUCCCGUUCCUGUCGCCGCUCGCUCCUCCCAUCGCCGUUCCGCGAGUCCGAUCCGUCCUCCCGUCGCCGUCGAUCCCUUUCCGCCUGCCUUACGAUCAGGUAAAGGUUUGGUUACAAUGAAGGGUUUUAACGGAUCAUUUCCUAAUGCUGUGUCAUCUGCUAAGAUAUUUGCUGUUCUUGCUGGUGUUCAAAGUUUGGUAGCCUGCUCUUUGAGAAAACUAUGUGGAAAAGAUGAUAGUUUGUCUUCGGGAAUACGUGCAUCUCAAUUGAAAAUAUUACACUAUCAUUAUUAUCAUAUUUUGCAUGUUAACUAGUUUUUUCAUUCA
Panicum virgatum (switchgrass) is the source of this 498-nucleotide messenger RNA. RefSeq lists its product as uncharacterized. NCBI's taxonomy places the organism in Eukaryota, Viridiplantae, Streptophyta, Magnoliopsida, Poales, Poaceae. The transcript is spliced from 3 exons. The record is from RefSeq and is a predicted model, not a curated record. Bases 25 to 486 code for a protein of 153 amino acids.